Messenger RNA from Dalotia coriaria, 1693 nucleotides. RefSeq lists its product as uncharacterized. Bases 355 to 1575 code for a protein of 406 amino acids. Gene Ontology annotation, molecular function: oxidoreductase activity. The transcript is spliced from 7 exons. NCBI's taxonomy places the organism in Eukaryota, Metazoa, Arthropoda, Insecta, Coleoptera, Staphylinidae. The record is from RefSeq and is a predicted model, not a curated record.
CUGCGCUGCACGACGUUACGAGUUUAUUAUCAGCAGUAGCAGUUCAACGACAACGAAAACACAAAUUAAAUUAAAUCAAACCAAAAUCAACUUUUAACUUGAGUGAUACACUUGCAUUUUGUCGAUAAUUAUUAACUAGUGUAACUUCUGUUAGUUUUGAUCUUAAAAUAGAUGUAAAACUUGUAUAAAACAGUGAUUGAGACUUUAACCAGUGAUUUUAUACAUCUUAUUAUACAUGGAUGUUGAUCCUGUGACAUGUUUUGCAUAACAAGAUAAUUAAGUGUGCUUAAAGUCGGUGUGUAAAAGUUUGCAAGCGAUUUACAUGUUUUAACUGCAGUUAAAAGACGCGUAGUUAUGGCCGGCGCGAUGCGAAGCAUCACUCGAUGUGUAUUCACAUGCAAAUUGAGUGGACGUAAACAUUCCGCUUGUUUGGCUAGUUGCAGUGGGAUUAAAUGGCCGCAAGCGACUGGCGAGCGACAUCUGGCGACGAAAUAUGGACUACUUGAUACAGGAACGGAUAUAAUCCCGUUGGCAGAUGCGAAGAGGUUCAUGACGGAUUGCAUGAUGGCGGUGGGCAGUCCACGUGAGCAUGCUGAAGCACUGGCAGUGCUGCUCGCUGAAGCCGACUACCGGGGCCACUACAGCCACGGGAUGAAUCGCCUCGAUAUGUAUGUGAGUGAUAUCCAAUAUGGAAACUGUGAUCCCAAAGCAAAACCUAGUAUACUCAAAGAAUCCCCAGCAACUGCCUGGGUCCAUGGUAAUAAUGGUAUAGGUGCAGUUGUAGGCAACUUUUGUAUGGCCUUAGCUAUUAAAAAGGCUAAAGAAGCCGGCGUUGGAUGGGUUGCAUGCAAAGGAUCUAACCAUUAUGGUAUCGCCGGAAUGUACACUAUGCAAGCAAUGGCUUCUGGUCUCCUAGGAAUGAGUUUCACCAAUUCAUCACCAUUUCUUACUCCGACACGUAGCAAACAAGCUUCCCUUGGUACAAACCCAAUUUCAUUAGCAGCACCCUCAAAAGGUGACCCCUUUGUGCUUGACAUGGCCACAACAGCAGUAGCAGUUGGAAAGAUUGAAAUGGAACGACGUAAAGGCAACCCUAUACCACGCGGCUGGGCGUUAGGUCCCACGGGACAAGUGGAAACAGACGCUGAAGUUGCGUUUAAAACCGGCCGUUUGAUGCCGCUCGGAGGCGAAGAGUGCAACUCGGGGUAUAAAGGAUACGGGCUGGGAAUGCUUGUGGAGAUAUUCUGCGGUGUCUUAGGCGGAGCUAACUUUGGGAGGAAUAUUAGGAAAUGGGGCAGUCAGGAUAGUCUCGCCAACUUGGGACACUGUUUCGUCGCUGUGAAUCCCGAGUGCUUUGCACCUGGGUUUACAGGAAGGAUGGAGGAGUUGAUUGAUAUGAUGAGGCAAUCGGAACAGGUGGAUGCGGAUUCUCCGGUUUUAAUAGCCGGCGAUCCGGAACGUGCGCAUAUGAAAGCCGUUGAUGAUCAUGGAGGUGUUCGAUAUGUCAAGGAUCAAAUGGCUACGUGUGCGAAAUUGGCUAAAGAGUUAAAUGUCAAACCAUUGCAAAGUUUAUAAGCCACAUAUUAUAUUAUAAAAUUAAGGUUUGUAUGUGAUACGCAAAAUGUACAAAUAAUAAUUUCUGAUUAAUAAGGGAAGUACUGCUUGAAUGUUGAUAAUAAAUACUUGAAACAUA